Ruditapes philippinarum (Manila clam) is the source of this 365-nucleotide messenger RNA. RefSeq lists its product as uncharacterized. Lineage: Eukaryota; Metazoa; Mollusca; Bivalvia; Venerida; Veneridae. The record is from RefSeq and is a predicted model, not a curated record.
UUGCGCCCGGAAGAUAAAACCAGCCGUAAAUAAAUCAUUAAAGCAUUGAACAUUAAUGGCUAGUGAAAAUCGAGGCUGUUUCGUUUGGCUCAUAAGUUUUAAGAAGUCUUGCAACGAAAGGUUUGCAAGAUUUCGAAACCGCAUGCGCCAAAGAUACUAUGCAAGAAGAGGAAAGACUCUUGACCCAGAAACCCUGUUAAAUGAAACAGGUACUGCCGACAUGGUCGUCUGUAAGAUUGCCAGCAAGUCAAACAAAGUCGAUCCUCAAAACCUGUCAUCAAAGAAUGACGAGGCUGUUGAUUCUAAAAUUACAACAGUGACAGGGACCGCAGCAGACGAUGAGAGCAUGGCAGACGACAUUCUUG